AGCCACCAAUGCAUGCAAGUGUGCAGAAUUGUUAUGCGGCCCCUGCGAGUUAGGCGCCGGUUAGCCAGCAGUCCUGCACCUAUAUAAAGUCCUGUGUGACUCGUGCUCCUCAGGGUUAUUCGUGUGAUCUUGCCAGGCCACCAUCACCCUCCUUCUUCCUCGGCCGUGUGGUCAGCUAGCUAGGUGGAGCGGUAGCAAUGGAGCUGGGGAGGUUGCUGGUGGUGGUGGUGGCGGCGGUGGUGAGCUCGGCGCUGGUGAUGGUGGCGAGGAGCGACCCGCAGGCGCCGUGCUACUUCAUCUUCGGUGACUCGCUCGUGGACAACGGCAACAACAACUACAUCGUGUCGCUGGCGCGCGCCAACUACCCGCCCUACGGCAUCGACUUCGCCGGCGGCCCGUCCGGCAGGUUCACCAACGGCCUCACCACCGUCGACGUCAUCGCUCAACUCCUGGGCUUCGACAACUUCAUCCCGCCCUACGCCGCCACGAGCGGUGACCAGAUCCUCAACGGCGCCAACUUCGCCUCCGCCGCCGCCGGGAUCCGUGCCGAGACAGGCCAGCAGCUGGGAGGCCGGAUCCCGUUCGCCGGCCAAGUGCAGAACUACCAGACGGCGGUGCAGACGCUGAUCAGCAUCCUGGGAGACCAGGACACGGCGUCGGACCACCUGAGCAAGUGCAUCUUCAGCGUCGGCAUGGGCAGCAACGACUACCUCAACAACUACUUCAUGCCGGCGUUCUACAACACCGGCAGCCAGUACACACCGGAGCAGUUCGCCGACACGCUCAUCGCCGACUACCGCCGCUACGUGGAGGUGCUGUACAACUACGGCGCGCGGAAGGUGGUCAUGAUCGGCGUCGGGCAGGUCGGGUGCAGCCCCAACGAGCUGGCCCGCUACAGCGACGACGGCAACACCUGCGUCGACCGCAUCGACUCCGCCAUCCAGAUCUUCAACCAGCGGCUCGUCGGCCUCGUCGACGAGAUGAACGCCCUCCCGGGAGCCCACUUCACCUUCAUCAACGCCUACAACAUCUUCAGCGACAUCCUCGCCAACGCCGCCUCCCUCGGCUUCACGGUGACCAACGCCGGGUGCUGCGGCGUCGGGAGGAACAACGGGCAGGUGACGUGCCUGCCGUACGAGGCGCCCUGCAGCAACAGGGACCAGCACAUCUUCUGGGACGCGUUCCACCCGUCGGAGGCGGCCAACAUCAUCGUCGGCCGGCGAUCCUACCGCGCCGAGUCGCGCAACGACGCCUACCCGAUGGACAUCAGUACGCUCGCCUCCAUCUGAUCGAUGGAUCGAUCGGUAGCUGCUCGGCCCAGUACAUACGCAUGCAACCACAUCCACAAUAUCUUCCGCCCAUAAGCUAGGGUGCAACGCUUUUUUUUUUUUGCGAUGAUUAAUUAUUACUUCGACUUGUACUGGAUAGGAAAUAAUUGUUUCCACAAGGAUUGGUGUCUUCCUAGUCGUUUUCAA
Oryza brachyantha (malo sina) is the source of this 1475-nucleotide messenger RNA. RefSeq names its product GDSL esterase/lipase At5g45670. The record is from RefSeq and is a predicted model, not a curated record. Gene Ontology annotation, molecular function: hydrolase activity, acting on ester bonds. NCBI's taxonomy places the organism in Eukaryota, Viridiplantae, Streptophyta, Magnoliopsida, Poales, Poaceae. The transcript is spliced from 3 exons. The coding region runs from base 198 to 1289 and encodes 363 amino acids.